AUGGAUAACUAUCCAUUUCUCGAUUCUCAAAUAAAUUUUGAUUUCAUGUCCGAAUUUUCUUCUUUCCUAAAUGAAGUGGCUAAGGGUGAUUACACAUAUAAGUUUUCCACUGAUCAAAUCUUCCCCUCACGAGCCGAGUUAAUUGAAUGGGUUCGAAAGAUUGCAUUCGACCUUGGCUUUGCUGUUGUGAUUAUAAGAUCUGACACAACAACUGGUGAACCAGAAAGAAAGACAUUCAUUUUGUUAGGCUGUGAAAGGAGUGAGAAGUAUAAGCCAGAUGUUCAGCCUAGUGUAUCUGGCACAAGAAAAUGUGAGUGUCCGUUUAGAUUGAGGGGUAAACCUAAAGGACAGAGUUGGGUGUUCAAGGUUAUGUGCGGUUAUCACAAUCAUGAAUUAGCAGAGACUUUGUAUGGUCAUCCUUUUGUGGGGAGGUUAAAUGUUGUUGAACAAUCAAUUCUUGUUGACAUGACUAAAAGUCAAGAUACCACGUACAAGACGAACAAAUAUCGUCUUCUGUUGCUUGAGAUUGUUAGAGUCACAUCAAUUGGUUUGACAUUCAUAGCCGUCUUUGCAUUUUUUUCAAGUGAACGCCAAAAUAAUUUCACUUGGGCAUUGGAAAGGUUCAAAGGAUUACUAUUGACAUCAAAGGGCGGUCCACGCGUUGUUGUCACUGACAGAGACCUUACUUUAAUGAAUGUCAUUGACAAUGUAUUUCCUGAGACAUAUCAGAUGCUCUAUACAUUCCACAUUAUGAAAAAUGUCAAAGCGAAAUGCAAUAUGUUAGUAGAUAAUGUUGAGGCAUGGGAUGUCUUGAUGGAAGUGUGA
Molecule: messenger RNA, 825 nt
Organism: Vigna umbellata (rice bean)
Lineage: Eukaryota; Viridiplantae; Streptophyta; Magnoliopsida; Fabales; Fabaceae
Source: RefSeq, a predicted model, not a curated record